AUGACCAAGCAGCCUGCAAAACCAACACGGUACUUCCCCGGCAAAGCGCUCGUCGAGGAUGCCGCUUCAGACGAAGAGAGUGAUUCAGACGAGGAGGAAGAGGCAGCACCAGCAAAAGCACCCGCACCCAAAGUGACCUCUUUUCCAAAGAAGCUCGCUGUCGACCUCGCCAACCCAAAGAUCUCCACCGCCGAACCCCAAGCUGCUCAACCCGACGAAGAACUAGAAGGAUUUGUGACGGCGUCCGAAUCGUCAGACGAAGAGGAUGCGCAAGAUGGUGGAAAGGACGAGGGAGAGGAGGAAGAAGAAGACGACUACGACAGUUCAUCAGAAGAAGACAGCUCAUCAGACGACGAACCCAAGAAGCCGAUGCUUGCGCCCAAAUUCAUCUCGAAAGCGAAACGCGCCCAACAACAGACCGAUCCAGUCAUUACAGCAGAAGACGAAGCACGAAUACGACAGGAAAAAGCCGACGCCCUCCUCCAAGCACAAAUCGAGCGCGACGCCGCAUUGCGAGCUGCGGGCAAGAAAGCCUGGGACGACGACGACGUUGCGCCCGAGGAUGAGGUGGACGAUACAGACGACCUCGAUCCUGAAGCUGAGCGAGCUGCGUGGAAGCUACGAGAACUGAAACGAGUACGACGCGACAGGGAAGCGUUGAUCGCGAAGGAGAAGGAGCGGGAAGAAGUCGAGCGACGGCGGAACAUGAGUACACCGGAGAGGGAAGCUGCGGACGCAGAGUUCAUCGCGAAGCAAGAAGAGGAGCGAGCGGAUAAGGGUAAGAUGGGAUAUAUGCAGAAGUACUUCCACAAAGGAGCAUUCUUCAACGCGGAUCAGGAGGAUAUGGAUGAAGAGGUGCGGGCUGCGUUGAACAGAGAUGUUGCUGGGAGGAAGUUUGUGGAUGAGACGGGGGAUAAGUCGCUGUUGCCGGAGAGUAUGCGCAUGAGGGAUAUGACGAAGCUAGGAAAGAAGGGCGGAACGAGGUAUAGAGAUUUGAAGAGUGAGGACACCGGCCGGUGGGGAGAUCUUGGAGGGAGGAAGGCGAGAGAUGGGGAGGGAUUGGACGAGAGGUUUCGACCGGAUGAGAGAGGUGGUGGGCUUGGCGGCAAGGAGACGACGGGAGCGAAUUCGGCGCCUGUUGGGGAGAGGAGGAGGAGGGAAGAUGACGGUGGGCGAGAUGGAGAAGGGAAGAGGGCGAGGUUGGAUUGA
This is a messenger RNA of Zymoseptoria tritici IPO323, 1209 nucleotides long. RefSeq lists its product as uncharacterized. The record is from RefSeq and is a predicted model, not a curated record. The coding region runs from base 1 to 1209 and encodes 402 amino acids. Gene Ontology annotation, molecular function: RNA binding. Gene Ontology annotation, biological process: mRNA splicing, via spliceosome. The transcript has a single exon. Gene Ontology annotation, cellular component: U2-type spliceosomal complex. NCBI's taxonomy places the organism in Eukaryota, Fungi, Ascomycota, Dothideomycetes, Mycosphaerellales, Mycosphaerellaceae.